Messenger RNA from Macrobrachium nipponense, 5958 nucleotides. RefSeq names its product homeobox protein 2-like. The record is from RefSeq and is a predicted model, not a curated record. NCBI's taxonomy places the organism in Eukaryota, Metazoa, Arthropoda, Malacostraca, Decapoda, Palaemonidae. Bases 791 to 4867 code for a protein of 1358 amino acids. The transcript has 4 exons.
GCGCGGGGAGACUUCCAACAUACGAAGUGGAGAUCUGGAAGUUGCUGGACGUAGACAGCACUCCACAAGUUCCUGCUUGGCCUUCAGCAUCUGUUUAUAGGGUCCUUCCAGGCCUUCGAUAUGGGCCCGUUUGGGAAUCCUCAGUAAAUAAAGUGCCGGCCGAGAAAGUGCCUUGGAAAGUUUCCGUGCCCAACGUUUUGACUGGCCUCGGUCAGUUGGUGGGAUUCCAUGGUGCUGAAGACACACACACAUCUCCAGAAUCAUGAACGAUCAGCUGGAUGUAAAGAUACCAGUCUGCGUAGGACUCAAGUGAUGGUAUUUUAUUUCACAGAUUGGCUUCCUCUGAAAGAAGUUCAGUGCGCUCUUAAAAAUAACCAUUGUCGCGAGACAUACAACGCACGGAUUUAAAACUGGAGUGGUGAUUCACAGGAUUUUUGUCGGGAACUUUCUUGAUGGGAGAUACCCUCCUGUAAGAACUCCUCCUUUCGUCUAAAAGGAGAGCUUUCUUACGUUUAGCGAACUUAUUAGUGGUGAAAAAUUGAUCGUUGGUUAACAGUGCCUUUUUCUCGAUAUGUGAUCUUUGGAAUAUGUAACUCACUUGGACCAACUGGAUAUCUUAUUGCAUCAUCAUUUAAACAAUCAGGUCCAGCGGUUUUGAAGAAAGCAUAUUCGUCUGCAUCUUGAGAGCAUCUAGUUGUCUUACUCACCAAAAAGUAAUAAAGACGAGGCUGCAAGACGUGAAAAUUACCAUGUCUUAAAGACUUGAGUCUACUACGGGGAGCGUCGCACCAUGCCUGAAGGAGGCGGCAGUAACGACUGCCAUCUUUGUCAUAUACACGACCAUGCUCCAGCCUCCACACUGUUGAGGACGCAUCCACUGCGAGCAUCCCAGUCCAGAUCCAGAAACCCAAGUAAAUCAUCCAUCACGACGCUCAAUCGCAAUCUGCAUCAUCAUCACCACCACCACCAUGAUGGUGGUCACCACUCACGAGACAACGGUACAAUCAGGGAUGCUGAUGCGAAAUCUAUGAGAGUUGCCAGUGCUCUGGCAAAGCUCAGUGAAAGAUCCCAUUCCCUGCCUGGAAGCCGUGCCAGCACCAUAUCUAGGCCCAAUGUAGUGUCAGUCUUGCCAAAUGGCUCACCACCUGAACACGUUCACAGAGGAAAUGACGUCCACAGCAUUUCCCGCUCACAACGGGAGUACAACAAUGUACUUGCAGCUUUACUCGAUACGCGUGUGGGCAGCCUGCCUAGCUCCCACAGUGCAAGUCACAGGGAACCAGAUCUCUUGAACGCUCUUCCUAGGACACGCAACAAUAGCAGGGCAAGUACUUUGUCGCGAGGACAACUACAUCACAGCAAUUUGACUCUAGCACAAGAUACUGAACAGGAUUAUUACACUCACAUCAACAGAUCAAGAUUUAAAGAUGAAGCAAGAAAGCAGAGAUUUAAUAUUCAAACAGUUAUGCUCAUUGGCUGCUACACUAUGUUGUUUGUAGUAGCUAUUAUCGUAGGUGUGGUACUCUGUCAGCAAAAUGGUUGGCUUGGUUUUGGACAUGGAUCUUCUGAUGAAGUCUCAGGUAAUAUAAGUGAUUCCCCGAACAGUCAAGAUGCUGGAACGUCCUCAAUGCGUGACUUAGGCCGCUCAACCCGAGGCAGAGGAAAUCGUGGUAACUGGCCAGGUCCCACUAUAGAUUAUGACUAUCCAUCAGACAGUCAGCCUCCACGUAUCAAUUCAGCUGGAAUUUUCCCAGGAGGACAAGGAAGAGGCACAAACCUUCAAAAUACACCUGGUUCAAAGGAAGACCCUUUAAGAACUGUCAAUUUUCAACCUACAGGUCCAUUUGAUGGGCCCAAUGGCAAUCCCAGACGGCCUAUCCAAAGAGCACCUAGUCCUGUGGGAGGAGGAAGUACACUAGGAAGUGGAAAAAGUAUCGCAGAUUCUCGUGAUGAAUCUCCAGACAAUGGGUUUGGUGGUAAUGGACAAAAUACUAGGAAUCAAAAUACCAAUAGACAACAGUCAACAAAUAACAAUCCUUUCAGUAACUUUGCCAAUCCCGGGAGAACAGGAACUGUUGAUUCUGAUGCACCAGGAAGGCCAAACUUACAAAAUUUUCCUGGUAAUACUCAAAGGUCAUCAAACCAGAACACAGCAGGAAUUAACAAUUCCAACAUCAAUCAAAAUAGAGGAUCAAACCCAAAUUCUAAUGGCGUAAAUAACAGGAAUUUCAAUGGUAACAUAGAAAACACAGGUGUCUUCCCAAAUAGACCUAAUGGAAAUUUUGCUUCAUCUAAUGGAAACCAGAGAAACCAACCAAAUAGGAAUUUUGACAAUGCUGCAGACAAUACAAGAAACAGUCACAAUAGCAACUUCAACACAGGAACAGGAUUUGAAGAAACCAAUCCGAGUGGAAGUUUCCCCCCCAAUGGACAAGGUUCUGCAGUGAGAAAUUUAAAUGAAGGCUCAAAUUUACAUAGAGACAAUCUUAAUGGAAAUUCAAAUACCAAUGGAGGAAGAAACUUCAAUAAUGCCUUUAGUUCCAGUGGAAGGGGAAAUGCCAAUGAUGGCACACUAUCUAAUGGAAGAGGAAAUUUCAAUGACGGCAUAGGAUCUAAUGGAAGAGGAAAUUUCAAUGAUGGUACAGGCUCUAAUGGAGGUGGUAAUUUCAAUGGCCCAUCUGAUGGAAGAAGAAAUUUCAAUGGUGCAUCUAAUUCAAAUGGAAGAGGAAAUUUUGAUGCAACUGUAGGGAUUGACGGAAGUAAUUUCAACACAGGUCAAAGAGGAACUGGAAAUUUUGACAAUGGUGCUAGUUCUGGUGUGGUGGCAGGAAAUUCUGAUAUGAGUUCUGGGGGAACAAGCAAUUUUGGUAGCAAUGGAGGCUCCGUAGGGUUUGGAAACUCUGCUACUGGUUCUAGCGCUGGUGUAUCUGAAAAUUUUGAUGGCAUUAACUCAAGUGGAACCAAUGAUUUUCACAGCAGUUCUGGUAUGCGAGGAACAACAAAUGCUAAUGGUGGCAGCUCCAGUAGUAUGGGAAAUUUCAAUAGUGGCUCUGGAAUGAGAGGAGAUCAUUUUGAUAAUUCUGGUGAUCCUCCAGGAUCUGGAAAAUUUGAGCCAUCUGGAAUGGGCCCAGUGAGAACAUUUGACAAUUUUCAAACUGACGUUAUGGGAGAUACAAACUCUGGUUUAAACAACAGAGGCUCAAAUGCUUUCAACAAUGCAGGCAGUUCAGGAGCAAUGGGAAAUAUAAAUUCUGGUUCUACUUCACAAGGAGAUAAUUUUAAUCAUGGAGGUGGAUCUAAUGGUUUUGGGAAUUUUAAUUCUGGGAAUGAUAUGGUGGGUGUACCAAAACUGAACGACGCAUCAGGUACAAGAGGAAUGUCAGAUUUUACUAAUGGAGACGGACCUGGUGGAAGAGGAUCAUCAAAUAACUUUGGUGUCAAUAGACCAUCCACUGGUAGUGACAAUUUUAACACUAACUCAGGAAUGGGAGGAUCAGCUAGUGGAAACUCUGGAGCUACUGACAACUUCAACUCAGGUUUAGGAAGUUCAGAUCAUAGCACUUUUAAUGAUAAUUUGGGUACCAGUUUUGGGAGUGGUUCUGCUUCAGGUGGAAGAAAUAACUUUCCCAACACAAACCAAGGUAGUUCAAGUAUGAACAAUGGGGACAGAAUGAACCAGGAACAAUUUAGAGCUGGAAUUAGUGUCGAUAAUUUUAGCAGUGGCUCAGCUGGAACUCUUGGAAGUCAGAUAAACAGCAAUGGAGGCUCUAGGUUAGGGACAGCUGGAAAUACCCAUAUGGACUUUGGAAUGGGUUCAAGUAACAAUGGCCAUUUAAAUACUGGCACAGGGAACAUGGGGAUUAACCAGUUUUCUGGAGGAUCCAAUAAUAAUUUUGACAUACCCUCUGCUAUACUUGGUGACAGUAGACUACCCACACCAAUUCCUGGUAUGUUCCCUCAAGAAAUGAGAGAUCUAGGUAAUGGAGACAGAAGGAGGAUGCCAAGUGGACGCAAUUUAAAUCUGCAAAAUCUUCCUACCGGUGAUCAGUCUGAUAGUAUGCUUAAUAAACAAAGUGGAGGAGCAAACAGUAGUCCAGGUAUACCAUCAGUGGAUCAUGGAGGGCACAGUAGCAUGAGCAGUGGAAUGCAUACAAAGUCUUCAACGCCAUUAAACACGGGAACUAGCGAUCAUCAGAAAAUUACAGAAGGUUCUACAGGUCACAACUGGGAGGGGCAGAAAGCUAAAGGAAGUCAGAGUGCAAAUGGAAAUUCUGGAUCACCUGUCACUGAUGGAGUGAGCCUUCCUUCAAGUGGUCCCACUUCAUCAGGAUCUCAACAGCCUACAAAUACAUUUGCAACUGGAGUUGGAAGUGGUAUGGCUUUGGGUGUUAAUGGCAAUCAGUUCAGUGGUCAACCUACACCUGAGAUACCAGUAACACCACACCAAGGAAUUAUCACCAUCCCACCAUCCAGUGGUACCCCAACACCUCUGAAAGUCAUGAAAGGUUUCACUGUACAACGUGGAGAAGUUGUAGCCAUCAGCACUAUAAAAUCUUCCGACAAGGAUAUAUCAAUACUACAACCAGACCAUGAUGUUAUCUUCCAUAUCACUCCCAACGCCCCAGAUGCUGGGGUAUCACUUAUAAGACACCCAAACCAAGAUCCCAAUGUGAUGGGUGUUGUGGGGCCAACAAACACCACAACGCCUCGUAGAGGUAGUGCUGCAUCCCCAGUGUUACGAAGGUGGGAGCACACGGACCACGACGGGACACUAUCGAGAGGUCUUGUAAGACAGGAUGGUUCCUUUGCUUUCACCAACUGUCGUCCCCCAGAAAGCUGUGGCAACUCUGGUUCUUCAGGGAGCUGAAAUUUCAGAAUCUAGUGUGAAUUAAAUUCAGUCAAUUACAAAUAAUGUCACCCCGUGAUGUGUUCUCAGAUGUCCAUGUGUGCUAAUGAUUUACAUCAGUUUAAUAUCAAGAUGAAAUAGCGUUAGUUAAAGUUAACCUUACAGACGAAGUAAGUUCUAGUUCUAAUGGAAAAAGCUCUAUGUCUAAAAUUUCAAUUAAUGCACUUGAACAGCUGGAAAUUAUAUAAACAAUCAAACGCAAAUUUACUGUGAAUAUCCUAGUGAAUUAUAUCGAGAAGAAACUUAUCAAAACAAAUUAUUUCUGACUACAAGAAAUAAAAAUGAGGCAUUCAGAUGCACCCGUGCGAACAAAGAGUCUUAACUUAUUAUUUAUCAAGCGCCGGUCACCGCGUGAGGGUGAACGAGGGAAGUGGUGGAAAGAGAAUAUGUGAUGAUGUUUCAGUAUUCUUGUUCUCAGAAACGAAAGUGCCAUCAGGACUUCUGGAAAAGUUCAAGGUUGAAAACUUCAACUUUUUCUGUUCGAAGUAUUAUUAGUAUGUAAGAAUCAGUCAACGUUUUAGGUACUCCCCUUAUUAAUAUUUAUUCAAAAGUAAAUAUUAUAAUGGUUUGGCUCUUGUCUAUUUCAUCGAAAGAUAAAGGUGUGAUAAAGUGUAUGUCCGGAGCCAAAUAGACGAAUAUAUACAUGUAUAUAUACAUAUGCAUAUAUAUUACUAAUCAGUGUUGAUAAUAAGCAUCCUCAUGUUGACAACAAGCUCAUUGGUCGGACAUUGAUUGAUCAAGAGAAUCUCCUCGAGGACCAAUGCAGCCGGUAUACAUAACUUACGUCAUUAACUUCUUUUUCGUUAAAAUCUUAUAUUAUUUUCUUGUUACUUUAAAAGUGUGUAUAUAUAUAGUAUAUAAGUAAAUACACACGCACAUAUAUUUCAAUUAGUAUCAAAUGAAAAUAUAUAUGUGUGUAUAUAUAUAAUAUAUACGAAUUCCCUUAACAGUGCCUUAUUGUAAAUGGUGUAAAUGUUUGUCAUACUAUUGUCUACUGCUUUUCUGUUCUGUAACAUAAAUAUAUUAGUUUUCUGUAAACUAGUCCAACUUUG